Messenger RNA from Bipolaris oryzae ATCC 44560, 585 nucleotides. RefSeq lists its product as uncharacterized. Bases 1 to 585 code for a protein of 194 amino acids. The record is from RefSeq and is a predicted model, not a curated record. Lineage: Eukaryota; Fungi; Ascomycota; Dothideomycetes; Pleosporales; Pleosporaceae. The transcript has a single exon.
AUGCCCGUCCUCGAGAUCACCCAGCUCCGCCUAAGAGAGCUCUCAGCCGACGACCCGGCACUGCUUGAGAGCCUGUCGACCGUCCGAGCCGAACUACAGACCGGUUCCCACUUCUACAACUGCAUCGACGAUCCCAGCGUGAUCUAUAUUUUAGGCACAUGGCCAAGUCUCGAUGCUCAUAUAGACUUCCUUGCCUCACCUUCCAAAGACCAGAUUCUCGGCCCCCAAGAAAAGAUGCUGCAGUUUUGUUGGACAGUUCAUGUGGAACUUGGCGGCGUGAACUUGCUUCCACUGGAUGCACCUAUUUUAGCAAUUGAAAGAAUUAGUGUCUCAGAAGAGUCCACUCGGGGUUUUGGCGAGGCAGUCCACAGGCAUGCGCAGCAGCUUCAAGGUAGCCAUCCGUUUAAAUUAGCACACGGCUGGCGAUGUGAUGCUGUGCCAAACCACCACGAGGCUAUUAUCUUUAGUGGAUGGCAGACUCCACAAGCUCAUGUCGCCUUUGCAGCCAAGAACAAUCAAGACGGACAGUACAAGACGCUACAGAUGACGUGUGCCAGGAAUUUGGAGCGCAAGGUAGUACACUAA